UUGAAAAAAAUCAUCAUAUUCAUCCUCGCUAAACAUUUUAGGGCGGCUCCGCUUCUUCUUCUUUAUUUUUUCACAUAGAAAACGCUCCGUAUUCGUGUUCGCAUAGCGUUUUCCCACUCACCGAUGAGUGUGAAAUUUGUUUAGAUUAUUCGCGCUGUUUGAGAUUUUUCUUCGUCUCGUUUCUCGUAAACAGAUUUUUCAAAAACAAAAAGUUCUAAUCGAGAAAAUUUUGAAGAAAAUCCAUCUGUGACCGAUUAACCGACCGACACCCAAAAAUUUUACUCUGUUUAAUAUCAAAAAAAGAGUGUGCUAAAUUGUGAGAGAAUUGAGCAAAUUCCAAAAAAAGAAAAGAAAAGAAAAAUAUACACCUUACUCUAAAUGUUAUCAAAAAAGUGAAAUAAAAAGAAAAUAUAUAGAUACACAUUCCAACAAGUGCAUCAGGUUUUAAACCCGAAAAAGAGAGCAGAAUUCCACCUCCAUAAUUAUCAAAAAUACACUUCCUCUGAUAACACGAUAAAAUCAUCGUCAUCAGCUUCAACUUCAGCUUCAGCUUUAGCAUCAACCUAGAUUCAUCCUCCCUUAUUAAGUGGAAUAUUUGAAAUCGAAAUCAAUCGUGCGGUAUAAAUUUUGUUCGCAUUUGAGGAAUCUUAUAUACUUUUGCUGUUGGUCCGGCUUCUGUUCCUAUAAUACCGUUAAUUGUUGCUGAGAACGCUGAGAUAAAAAAAAAGACAAACCUUUAUCAAUUUGAUUUUUGGUUUUAUUUUUUUGAAUUUUAUUUUUUUCGUAUUCUCAAGUAAAAGUCGGCCAUUCACGGCCGAUUCCGACGACCUUCAAAACGUUUUGUGUAGAAGCAAUACGCACAAUGGGCUGCGCACAGUCUGCUGAGGAACGAGCUGCAGCCGCUAGGAGUCGCCUUAUUGAAAGGAACCUGAAAGAAGAUGGUAUUCAAGCGGCUAAGGAUAUUAAACUAUUAUUGCUUGGUGCUGGUGAAUCAGGAAAAAGUACGAUAGUCAAACAAAUGAAAAUCAUUCACGAAAGCGGGUUCACUUCGGAGGAUUUUAAACAAUAUCGACCAGUUGUAUACAGCAAUACAAUACAAUCCUUAGUUGCAAUACUUAGAGCCAUGCCAAAUCUCAGUAUUCAAUAUAGCAAUAAUGAAAGAGAGAGUGAUGCAAAAAUGGUUUUCGAUGUGUGUCAAAGGAUGCAUGACACGGAACCAUUCUCAGAGGAAUUAUUGGCUGCUAUGAAACGAUUAUGGCAGGACACUGGUGUUCAAGAGUGCUUCUCACGUAGCAACGAAUAUCAACUAAAUGAUUCCGCUAAAUAUUUCCUUGACGAUUUGGAUCGAUUAGGUGCAAAAGAUUACCAACCAACCGAACAGGAUAUAUUGCGCACUCGUGUCAAAACAACUGGUAUUGUCGAAGUGCACUUCUCUUUCAAAAACCUUAAUUUUAAGUUAUUUGAUGUCGGUGGGCAACGUUCUGAGCGAAAGAAAUGGAUCCAUUGCUUCGAAGAUGUAACAGCGAUCAUUUUCUGUGUAGCUAUGUCUGAAUACGAUCAAGUAUUACACGAAGACGAAACUACGAACCGAAUGCAAGAGUCAUUAAAACUUUUCGAUUCCAUCUGUAACAACAAAUGGUUUACAGACACCUCGAUAAUUUUAUUCUUAAACAAAAAGGAUUUAUUCGAAGAGAAGAUCCGAAAGAGCCCAUUGACAAUCUGUUUCCCAGAAUACACCGGCGGACAAGAAUAUGGUGAAGCAGCCGCAUACAUUCAAGCUCAAUUCGAAGCGAAAAACAAAUCAACCUCAAAAGAAAUUUACUGCCACAUGACGUGCGCCACAGAUACAAAUAAUAUUCAAUUUGUAUUCGAUGCAGUCACCGAUGUAAUUAUUGCAAAUAACCUGCGAGGAUGUGGUCUCUAUUAGAUGAUAAUGGCACAAAAACAAAUAAAUAAAAUAAUAAAAACAAAAAAUAUAAAAAUAAAAGUAAAAAUCCAAAAACAACAAGUAAUAUUAAAAAUUUAUAAUAAUUCAUUUAAUAACAAUAAUAAAUUAUUGUUGUUAUUAUUUAUUAAUUAUUAUUAUUAUUAUAUUAUAUGAUAAUGAACAUUUUACAGAAACAAAUUUCUUAUUUAAUUAAAAAAAAAAAAACAGAAAUUACUAUAAGGUUUAAUAUAAUAUUUAACUAGUUAUUAUUAUUUAAUAUAAAACAAAAAAACAAAACAAGAAAGAACGAUAAAAAUACAAAAAAUUUGUUAAAAUAAAAACAAACUUAAUUAAGCCAUACAGAAGAACAAUGUAAAACUAAAAAAAAAAACUUUCAAAAACACCACCACCCAAAAUCAUUAAGAACAAAAAGCCCAACCACAACCAAAACAAAAACAAAAUAAUCUUCUUAUUACCUACUAUCGACUUGUAUUCUCUUUGUAUUAUAAUUUUAUUGACAAACAAAUAUUUUACUAACUUAUUUAGAACAAAACAAAAAAAAUACGUAUAAAAUACACAAGAAUAUAAAUAUAUAUUUUCAUGUUGCUAUUUAAAAAACAAAACAGAAACACACUAUAUAACAUAAAACUUGCCAUAUAUAAAGAAAACAAACAAAAAAUCGACUAAUUCUAUAUUUCAUUUAUGUUUAAGUUGCUUAAGCAAUUCUAAUAACAAAAUCGCGCACAAAUUUUGUUAAACAAAACAGUAAAAACAACAAAAAACAUGUAUUUAAAUAUUUUUUUUUGUUUUCAAAACAUGACAACAAUAAGCACAAUUUUCUGAUUUAUUUUAUUUAUUUUCUUUUUUUUUAAGAAUAACAUUUAUUAAGAACAAAGUACAUAAUACAUACAAAAAAACGCACACACACAUCACGCAUAACUAUAUUUACGUCGUCGUAUUUGUUUAAACUUCGAAUAAUAUUUAAAAAGUACGUAUUCGUAUUUAUAUUUAAAUACUAUAUAUAUUUUUGUUCUCUCUACAAUCUCUACAAAACUUUAUGUAUUUAAAUCUGCAUUUUUAUUUAGUCUUUAAGUUAUCCUUUAUUUUUCUGUUUAAUAUUUAAAAUAAAUUAAUAAUACUUAAUAAACAAAUAAAAGAUGUAAUUGAAGAGGUGAUAACACUAACAGUAAUUUUUUAAAUGCAGUUUCAAGAUGAUUUCGAAGUAAGAAUUUGAAAAAAAAGAUAUGAAACAGUGUAAACGUACAGUUUUGGAAUAUGCCAAGCCUAUGGAGUUUGAAAAGAGGUGCUUUCAGGUGACUUGUAGUGUCCUCAAUCUGGCGUGUUAUAUAGUUUUUGAGACGGUUUCUAAAAAGUAAAAGUCCUUAACAAAACCUGAAGCGCUCAAUUAUUAUUUCUGGAGUGCAAAAGAAAGUUAUAGUACUCCUUAGUUAAUUGUCGAAAUUUUGAUGUAAGACCUUUUUAAGUUUUCGUGCUUAGUUUCUUUUUGAUAGAAGCAAUUUGGCGAAGAAUCAGAAAUAUAAACUAACCAAUAACAGCAUUAAAACUAAUACAAAAUUGAAAAGUAAAAAAAAGUAAUGAAUUACAUUUUCUAAAUGAAGUAUAUUCGAAUUCUGUUUUUGAUAGACAAAAAUCAUAUUUAGCAGAAAUUGAGAAGAAGCUAACUAGAGCAAAAUUGAAGUUUGUAUCAAUGUUUUGCUAAAUGUACUUUCAGGUUGAAAACAUAUUUUUCAUUCUAAAUUUAACUUUUGAGAUUUUUAGAAUUUAAUUCUAGACUGCUCGAGAUCUGAAUUGGUUGUAAUUUAACUUUAAAAUUUUCGACGGGUUUGAAAGCUCUCAGGAUUCAUACAGAUUUCCAUUUUCUUGCCAUAAUGUUUUUCUUGUAUCAAACUUUCUCUGAAACUGAAAUGAACAGAGCCUGCUAAGCAUUUUUUUGUUGUCAAUUUUAUUUGAAAUAUUCCCUAAUUUAUACAUUUUCUAUCUGAUUUUUAGUUAAAUGAUAAAUAUUUUCUAAGAAUUAAAAACAAAAAUGAAACAUGUUUAAAUUAUAAACAAUUAUGAAAAUCUCAACAAAAAAAGAAAAAAACAGUUUGAAAUUUUAGUUUUUUAUUUGUUUUAAUUGGAUAGAUGAUUUUGUUACAAUUUAUUUAAAGGUAAAAACCUUGCAUUUAAAACAUUCCUAGUUAUGAAAUAGAUCCAUAUUUUCUGUUUGUAUUAAUUUUGCUUACAAAUAUUUUCGAUAUGAGUAUGCUUUUUGAAAUGGCCUAUUAAAUAAUUUAUUUUAAUUUUUUGUUUGAAUAAUUUGUUGAAAGAAAAUAAUUUCGAUCUAAAAUUUUAAUUAAAAUGUACCACAAAGAAAUAAACUUGUAUUUAGUUUUUAUUGCAUACAUUAAAAAAAACUGUACAUAAAAACAAA
This is a messenger RNA of Eupeodes corollae, 4361 nucleotides long. It is a transcript of the gene Galphao, whose product is annotated as G protein alpha o subunit. Gene Ontology annotation, cellular component: heterotrimeric G-protein complex. The transcript is spliced from 9 exons. The record is from RefSeq and is a predicted model, not a curated record. Gene Ontology annotation, molecular function: G protein-coupled receptor binding; GTPase activity; G-protein beta/gamma-subunit complex binding. Lineage: Eukaryota; Metazoa; Arthropoda; Insecta; Diptera; Syrphidae. Gene Ontology annotation, biological process: adenylate cyclase-modulating G protein-coupled receptor signaling pathway. The coding region runs from base 863 to 1927 and encodes 354 amino acids.